CUUGAUAUUCUCAAUAAAUUUAUAUUAGUGGAAGUGCAUUUACCUUUAGUACGUUCUACUGUUCUAGCGAGACACAAUGGCAACGCAAUCUUAUCUUCUGAAUCUGAACACUUUUCAUAUUCAUGCGGGAAUCAGAGGACGGCAAUGCAAACCUUCAAUAUUCAAACCAACCAAUUUUGGCUUUGGGGUCUGGAAAAGUUCAAAGUAUCACACUAAAAGAAAUGUCAAUGACAAUUCCGGAGUCAUGCAAUGUUGCUCAUGCUACACAGAAGUUGGAGCUUCUGCUGGCAUAACAAUAUCCUCACUAGUGGAUGCAGCCACCACACAGAUAUCUCUUAAUUCAGAUGUAGACUUGAAUACUCUCAAACUGAGCAUGCCAGAAACUUCACACGCUUCCUCAGAUUUCAUGACAAGAUUGGUUCUUGCAGAUCUUGACCCUGCUACUGCAAAGUUGGCCAUUGGAUUUCUAGGUCCCUUCCUCUCAGUGUUUGGUUUUCUCUUUAUAGUAAGAAUAGUCAUGUCUUGGUACCCAAAACUCCCAGUGGGGAAAUUUCCAUAUGUAAUAGCCUAUGCUCCUACUGAGCCACUUCUCAUUCCUACCCGCAAAGUGAUUGCUCCUCUUGCUGGUGUGGACGUUACUCCAGUGGUCUGGUUUGGAUUAAUCAGUUUUCUUAACGAAAUAUUAGUAGGUCCACAAGGAUUACUAGUUCUCCUUUCCCAACAAGUCAAUUAGCUUACACAUUUGGAAUUUAUGAAUGACAUAAAUUCUAUAUCAUCUUAUUGGAUGACACAUGUAUACAAAAUUACAUCGGUAUAAUGCAUCCUCCUAGAAAUGCUAGGAACACUUUGUCAUUCUUUUAAA
Messenger RNA from Glycine soja, 862 nucleotides. RefSeq names its product protein COFACTOR ASSEMBLY OF COMPLEX C SUBUNIT B CCB3, chloroplastic-like. Lineage: Eukaryota; Viridiplantae; Streptophyta; Magnoliopsida; Fabales; Fabaceae. The transcript is spliced from 3 exons. Gene Ontology annotation, cellular component: chloroplast thylakoid membrane. The coding region runs from base 77 to 733 and encodes 218 amino acids. The record is from RefSeq and is a predicted model, not a curated record.